CGCCCGCCCAGCCUUUAGCCUCCCUGCCGCCGCCGCCGCCGCCGCCGCCACCUCUGUCUCCCUCUCUCCACGAACUGCCCAGGAGUGAGCAGCUGCUCUCCGACGACCCGACAGACCGACAGACGCACGGACUGCCCGACCCUCAAGACUGCCAACCAGCCAGCCUGUGCCCGCCGCUUCCCCUCCUCAGUCUCGCAGGCACGCCCACCAUGUGGCCCCUGUGGCCUCUUGCGGCCCUGCUGGCCCUGAGCCAGGCUCUGCCCUUUGAGCAAAAAGGCUUCUGGGACUUCACCCUGGACGACGGGCUGCCCAUGCUGAACGACGAGGAGGCUUCAGGUGCCGACACGACCUCGGGCAUCCCAGACCUGGACGCCCUCCCGCCCACCUACAGCGCCAUGUGCCCUUUCGGCUGCCACUGCCACCUGCGGGUCGUUCAGUGCUCCGACCUGGGUCUGAAGGCUGUGCCCAAAGAGAUCUCUCCCGACACCACUCUGCUGGACCUGCAGAACAACGACAUCUCUGAGAUCCGAAAGGAUGACUUCAAAGGCCUCCAUCAUCUCUAUGCCCUGGUCCUGGCGAGCAACAAGAUCUCCAAGAUCCACGAGAAGGCCUUCAGCCCCCUGCGGAAGCUGCAGAAGCUCUACAUCUCCAAGAACCACCUGGUGGAGAUCCCUCCCAACCUGCCCAGCUCCCUGGUGGAGCUCCGCAUCCAUGACAACCGCAUCCGCAAGGUGCCCAAGGGCGUGUUCAGUGGGCUUCGCAACAUGAACUGCAUCGAGAUGGGUGGGAACCCCCUGGAGAACAGUGGCUUUGAACCUGGAGCUUUCGAUGGCCUGAAGCUCAACUACCUGCGCAUCUCUGAGGCCAAGCUCACCGGCAUCCCCAAAGACCUCCCCGAGACCCUGAAUGAACUCCAUCUGGACCACAACAAAAUCCAGGCAAUUGAGCUGGAGGAUCUGCUCCGCUACUCAAAGCUGUACAGGCUGGGCCUGGGCCACAACCAGAUCCGCAUGAUUGAGAAUGGGAGCCUGAGUUUUCUGCCCACCCUGCGGGAACUGCACUUGGACAAUAACAAGCUGUCCAGGGUGCCUGCUGGCCUUCCGGACCUCAAGCUCCUCCAGGUGGUCUAUCUGCACACCAACAACAUCACCAAGGUGGGCGUCAAUGACUUCUGCCCGGUGGGCUUCGGGGUCAAGCGAGCCUACUACAAUGGCAUCAGCCUCUUCAGCAACCCCGUGCCCUACUGGGAGGUGCAACCGGCCACCUUCCGCUGCGUCACUGACCGCCUGGCCAUCCAGUUUGGCAACUACAAAAAGUAGAGGUGGCAGCAGCCGCCAAGGUGGCCUGGGUGGGGUCUCUGGGCAGCACAGCGGAUGUCCUGAGGGGGGGAAGCAAAGAAAGGGAGCGAAGCCAAUGCUCAACUGCACCCAACCCAGCCCUGCCCUUGAUCCCCAACCCCCCUCAUCACCGCCCGACGUCCUUGCCCUGGCUCCCAAGUGUGCAGGUGAGGCGUGGGGCCUGGCCCCCAUCACACACCCCUUAGCUUCAGAGCCACCCCUGCUCCCCCAUCAUGACCACGCAGAGGUGCCCCCACGAAGCUUUCUUCCCAUUCACCCCAAAACCAAAUUGUCUGAGGCUCCAGUCCAAGGAAAAUGGUCCCUGGGUCUGGGGGGCCAGGGAUGGAGACAGCAGACCCCGCUGAGCCCACCCUACCUGCCUGGCACACAUCCCUCCUCGGCCUGGCCUGCUACCCUUCUCCUCCCAUGCCCCCUGCCAUCCUUCUGUGAGUUCACGGCCAUCCAUCCCAGCCUCUUUGCUCUACUGGCCCCUGAAUCAGUCCUCUCCGUCUCUCUCUGUCUCUCCGUCUGUCCCUCCCUCGUCCUCCCUCUCGUCUCUCACAUCCUUGGGCUGGGUCUGGUCUCUGUCUCGCUGGGCUUCUGCCCAGCCCCUACCCAGGCGGGCUGCGGUGGGGGAAAGCUGCCCCCCACCCCACCCAGGCCUCGCCCCCAAGCCUGGAUGAUCCUGCAACCACAUGCUCCACAGUCCAGGGAGAGCAUUGGACUCAGCCAGACCCUGAGAGUCUGUCCCCUGGGUGGGACCCAGCAUCCCGCCAGAGUCCCCAUCACGCUUCUCACUGUCCCCCUUUCCCCCACGAUGGCUAGGUCUCCCCUCCCGCUGCCUUCCACCCCCUGGGGUAGUGAGGGCUCUGAGUGAUCACGCCCAGGUUGAGGAGGGGCUGCUUCUGAGGUCGGUUGUUGUCUUUCAAUUAAAGAAACACUGUGCAAUA
Messenger RNA from Mesoplodon densirostris (Blainville's beaked whale), 2287 nucleotides. It is a transcript of the gene BGN, whose product is annotated as biglycan. Gene Ontology annotation, molecular function: protein binding. The record is from RefSeq and is a predicted model, not a curated record. Lineage: Eukaryota; Metazoa; Chordata; Mammalia; Artiodactyla; Ziphiidae. The coding region runs from base 210 to 1319 and encodes 369 amino acids. The transcript is spliced from 8 exons.